CGAUCGAUAAGCUCUCGGGGUUCGCUGGCGUCCGGUGGUGGUACGGUGCGCGCACUGCACGGCGACGUCGACGGGAACGACGGACGACGACGACGACGACGGCGACGACCACCGCGGCUGGCCGGAUAGUAUCCUUAAUGUCAGACGCGAGCCUCAUCUCGGCCUCAGUUUUGUUUACCGUGUCCUCGCGUAAACAGCGGAGCGCCGCACCGGACGACGACAGCCAUGAGGUUUCGUUACCUGUACGCCGUCGUCAUCCUGAUCCUGAUCGAGGCGCCCGACCGCGGUGACGGCAUAUCGUACAAAACGGCGAAAACAUGGGCGAACAAAUUGGGUUUCGAGCUGUCGCAGCUGGGCAAGUAUGUGACCAACGUGGAGAAGUUUCAAGAAAGGUACAAGCAAGCCGGGAUCACGAUACGUGAUGGUAACGCCUUGGUCCACGAGAUCGCCAAGGACAUCAAAGCCAUGAUGGAGUCAAAGAUAUCCGCCAUCAAGAGAAUCAUGGACAUCGCGGAGACGUCAGCCUUAUCCGCUCCGGACGUCACGCCCCCGGAAUCGUUCACCUUCAUCGACGCGAAGAACAUCACCAUCGAUCUGAAAUACAGUUCUCACUUCGGUGGCCAGGUAAACCUGAACACGUCAGCCGUUCACGUGCCGACGAACGUCUACGAAAGAGCUGCGCCGGUGAUCAGAGCGAUCAAGUGGUCCGCGGAGCUGGACAAGACCUUCAUCAACAACUACGAGCAGGAUCCAUCUCUGUCCUGGCAGUAUUUCGGCAGCGCGACGGGAUUCAUGAGACAGUACCCGGCUAUGAACUUGUACCUGGAGCCGGUGGACCUGUUCGACUGCAGAACCAGAAGCUGGUACAUCGAGGCGGCCACCAGCCCCAAAGACAUCCUAAUUCUCAUCGACACGUCGGGCAGCAUGACCGGUAUACGCAGAGAAAUCGCCAGGCACGUGGUCAACAACAUCCUGGAUACUCUUGGGAACAACGAUUUCGUGAACAUCAUCACGUUCUCCAAUAUCACGAAGGAGGUGGUGCCGUGCUUCAACGACACCCUGGUACAAGCGAACUUGGCGAACAUCAGGGAGCUGAAGAGGGCUAUCUCGAAUCUGGAAACGGAGAAGAUAGCGAAUUUCUCGAUGGCCUUGACCACGGCCUUCGUCCUGCUCCAGAACUAUCGAAUCGACAAGAAGGGAUCCAAGUGCAACCAGGCGAUCAUGCUGAUAACGGACGGCGUGCCGUACAACUACAAGGACAUAUUCGAGACUUACAACUGGAGGGACAAUCGCAACGAGCCGUUCAAAGCCGACAUGCCAGUUAGGAUAUUCACUUAUCUGAUUGGCAGAGAGGUGGCGGACGUCAGAGAGGUUCAGUGGAUGGCCUGCGCCAACAGGGGCUACUUCGUCCACCUUUGCACUUUGGCUGAAGUCAGGGAACAGGUACUCAAAUACGUCCCCGUGAUGGCCAGACCGUUGGUGCUCGGUCGUACCGAUCACCCGACGAUCUGGACACCGGUCUACGCCGACAUCACGGACCCUAAGAUGACCGACUGGCGUUGGGAGCAACGAGAGAGCGAGGAACAGAAGGAGAGGUUCCUCAGGCUUCAUAGAAGAAAGAAGCUGUUCAACGCGGGCGAGUACGAUCGCAGGUUCGUGAAGAAGCAGAAGAAGGUGCACGAACAGAGCGACGAUUUGCAAGAGUUCAAGCUGAUGACCUCGGUUAGCAUGCCGGUGUUUGACCGACGCAAUAACGCGACACGGAUCGCCGACCUCCUCGGUGUUGCUGGCACGGACGUUCCGAUCGAAGAGAUACAGAAGCUCAUGAUGCCCCAUCGGCUCGGCGUUAACGGAUACGCGUUCAUCGUGACCAACAACGGUUUCAUCCUGAUUCAUCCCGACCUCCGACCAGUGUUUCAGGGUAUCCUGAAGCCUGCGUACAACAGCGUCGACAUGGCGGAGGUUGAGCUGAUGGAUCAGGACAGGGGACCAAGGGAGUUCGGCGAAGGAAUCAUUAUGUUCCGUAAUGACGUGGUCAAUCAGACGACCGGUAGCGUGACGCUUCACACGAAGUACCAUUACGAUGACAUGAAACGCGUGGGCAGAGUGAGGAGGAAGUACGACUACACUGGUAUACCAAACACACCGUUCACGGUGGUGGUCAGUCUGCCGGAACAUGAUCACACCGGAAGUUAUCGCGUGCUCGCAACCGAGGAAAUACACCGCGCGCACGUUAGUGGCAAGAACGUGUCGGAUUAUUUCACUGGUACGAACUGGCGGGUGCAUCCCGAUUGGUUGUAUUGCAAAUACCAUUACGAGGACGAGCGUACAUUCAAUUCCUCGGAGGCGCAGCUGUUGCAUUUUUUGGAGCGUACUCGCCAGCCGCGCUGGAAAUGGAACGACAUGAAACAACCGUCCCAGCCGCCAGAAUACUCGGCCACGAGUUCCGGUAACGACACUCACCGUAAAUCAAAGUCCACGCCGUACAAAGCCGACAAAGACUCCUACUACUGCGACAGGGAGCUACUCCAGAGUCUGGUGUUCGACGCAAAGGUAACCGAGUGGUUCGCAAACCUCAGCACUACGCGCGAAGAAAAAGGGAAAGAGUUCCAACAACGUUUCGGCGUGACGCUCGCGUUCAUGGCGACCCACAGCGGCCUGACAAGAUGGCAGGACUUCCUGCUGGACGAGGAGAGCGCCGUUCCCGAGGACCACUUCAGCAAAAUGUACCCGAGGGCCAUCGACGAAGUGUGGUACAAACGUGCCGUGGAACAGCACUACAUCGAUCCGGACAGCUUCGUUUUUUCCGUACCGCUCGACGAGGAGGGUGCCGACAACACCACCCUCGUCACCGCCAGUCGCGCUAUUUUUACAGAACCUCAGAAAGGAAACGCGCCAGCAGCGGUGGUAGGUUUCCAGUUUCAGCACACCGCCCUUCAAGGUCUAUUCCAGAACAUCACGUUCAGCUGCGAGGGCCAAACAAAUUGCUACACGCAUUGCGGCGAGGGCAACUGGACCUGCUACUUGAUAGACAACAACGGGUAUGUGAUCGCAGCGGAGGAUGAGUCCGACGCAGGGAAAUUCUUCGGUGAGAUCAGAGGCCCGAUCAUGACCAGUCUCGUGAAGGAAGGGGUUUUCGAGAAAAUUAGAAUAUUUGAUUACCAAGCAGUCUGCUUCAAGAGAACGCAUACCACCAACGAUGGAAACAUAUUGGUGACGCCGUGGAAAACCGCCCAGAAGUUGAUCUCGUGGUUCGUCGGGAAAGCAGCCUGGGCUUGGGCCAAAGCUGGGAUUUGGGACUCCGAGUACGUACAGACGUUCGCUUAUCCAAACGAGGACGAGGCUAUACACGAGGACUAUCAAGAGAGCGAGGAGAAACCGACGGUGGACGCGAAGGACGAGAAAUUGUUUGACCAAAAGGUUCUGAUCAACCGAACGAGACCAGAAGCUUGUGAUCAGGAGGUGUACCUGUACCUCCGGAACGUGUCCUUCCAGUCGUUUGACAUCGAAACCGAUGUAAACGAAGACUGUCUAAGGCCAUACAUCGUACAACCGGUGAACUUCAGUAAUAUGCUUCUGUUAGUGGUCAACACAGACUGUACAGAGACUGUGUCGCCCCCAUUGAGCAUCUACCCGGAAGAAGUGAUGUACGAGAACAACUCCUUGGUCUGCCAGAAAGCGCUCAACCCCUUAGAAAGAAAGACACCUCAGUCCUGCAUUCGCAGCGACCCGAAAGAAAGCGAGAUCAAAGAUCUCUGUGGCUUGGCUUCGAACGUGGAGUCGAAUAUCUACCUCCUUCUUUUGUUAUCUACCGUCUGUGUCUUUGUCAGACGGAUCGUCCUCGGUCAGGAUUAAUUUCCCGCGAA
Molecule: messenger RNA, 3866 nt
Organism: Colletes gigas
Lineage: Eukaryota; Metazoa; Arthropoda; Insecta; Hymenoptera; Colletidae
Gene: stj
Product: voltage-dependent calcium channel subunit alpha-2/delta-3
Exons: 17
Coding region: 226-3855 (1209 amino acids)
Cellular component (GO): voltage-gated calcium channel complex
Molecular function (GO): voltage-gated calcium channel activity
Source: RefSeq, a predicted model, not a curated record